This is a messenger RNA of Ziziphus jujuba (common jujube), 1126 nucleotides long. RefSeq lists its product as uncharacterized. Bases 139 to 936 code for a protein of 265 amino acids. NCBI's taxonomy places the organism in Eukaryota, Viridiplantae, Streptophyta, Magnoliopsida, Rosales, Rhamnaceae. The transcript is spliced from 2 exons. The record is from RefSeq and is a predicted model, not a curated record.
CCAUCCAAUUGUUCAAAGGUUCCCACCACCUUCAUUUGCUUUCUAUCUCUUAUUCCCUUUUUACAACCACCACAACUCUCUCUCUGUAUUAUUCAGAUUUUCUUUUGCAAUUACAUUCUCUCUCCCUCUCUCUCCUCCAUGGCCAGCAGUGACUAUUUUCUCAGUCUUCUUGGAGCCAUGGAUCGCCUUUGGUUCCAUCAAAUUAUUCUUCUCUCACAUCCCACUCCAUUAAUUUUCCCACAAAGCAUACAACCAGCUCAACCUUUCACAGAUUCUUUUCCAUCUCCAUCUCCAUCUCCAAGCCUUUCCUUAUCACCUCUUGAUGACGAAGAACUUUCAUCUGAGUUUUCACCAGUUGGGGACGAAGAAAACUUUUCAGGAUUACCACCAAAUAGUACUCUAAAGGAUGACUCCAACUGUGAAGAGGAAGUAGAUGAUGAUGAUGAUGAUGAUGAUGAUGAUGAUGAGGAGGAGGAGGAGGAGGAGUGUACCAACCAGAAGCAAAGACCAACAAGAUCAAAUUUCACGUCACCGUUAGCUGAGAAUAUGAAAGAUCCAAGAUAUUCAAGGAGGAGGCUGCAAAAAUCCAUGAGUUGCAGGACCAUGGGAGAGCUGGAACUUGAAGAAGUAAAGGGUUUUACGGAUCUAGGAUUCAUAUUCAAGAAAGAACAUAUGAGCCCGCGAAUGAUGAGUUUACUACCGGGACUUCAGAGACUUGGAGUUAACAAAAACAAAGAGAAAACCGAUGAGAUAGUUGGAAUUGAAGCCGAAGAGAAAAGAGAUACUAUUACGAGGCCGUAUUUAUCUGAAGCAUGGCUUAUAAAGAAACCCAACUCUCCGUUACUAAAUCUAAGAAUUCCAAAGGUCUCUGCCGCUGCUGAUAUGAAGAAACUUCUAAGGUUCUGGGCAAGAAAUGUUGCAUCUGAAAUUCAGUAAUAAAGAGAAUGACAAAGAAGUAGUAUUAGACAGAGCAACAAAGAGAGUGAGGGUGUGACUAUGCCGUAUAUGAGAUACCUAAGAGUAAGUUUUUUUUCCGCCGACAGCUGCAAAACUGUAAAAAGAAAGAAGUAUAGUUUCAAUGUCAAUUAUAAUUAAAUGGAAGAUGGGAUUUCUGUCUCUAUUUUCA